ACUUUGAUAUGGGUUUUCUUCGAGCCAUUGAUGUUACAUGCUAUGAGCAAACGUUUUUAAAACUAUAUAGUUUGUGUAGAUUUCGUUGCAACAGUGAAGUUCUUAAGUGAAUUUCUUUGAACUUUAUUUGAACUAGAUAAGAACAGUGAAAGCACAGAGGAGGUAGCUGAAGAUGUUCAACCUCAGGACAUGAGAGAGAAUCUGGCAGAACAGCCUGCUCCUUUUAAAGACGUCCCAGGAGUCAAUAAAUUUGACUUUAAAGAUGCUGUGAAUGCCAAUGAACCUAUUUCUACUGCAUCUAUAGAUGCUUCUGGAGAUGUCAACAUGGAGGCCUCUAGAACAGCUGAUGAAGUUAUGCGUGCUGGAGGCUUUGGAGCUAGGGACGAUAUAAGUAGUUUUCUUCCAGUUGCAAGUGACUCCACUGAUUUUGAGGCUUCUCUUCACAAUGCCCGAGACUAUGAAGAUUUACAGGAAAAAAUAGGUAGGCCAGGCCUUGGCUGGAAAGGUGAUGCAAAAUAAAUGUAUUCCUGUUACGAAUUUACAUUAGGUACCCUUGGUUUCUUCUGAUAUUUCUUGCUCCUUUAGACUUAGGGUCCUGUUCUUGAUGGUUGAAUAUGUGACCUCGUUUCACUGUAUAAGCGAUGUGAUUAAGUUCUUGUGGCAAUUCUGGGGUUCAUUCUUCAUUAUGGAAUUUAGUUGUAGCUUUUCUAA
Olea europaea var. sylvestris is the source of this 711-nucleotide messenger RNA. RefSeq lists its product as uncharacterized. Bases 190 to 519 code for a protein of 109 amino acids. Lineage: Eukaryota; Viridiplantae; Streptophyta; Magnoliopsida; Lamiales; Oleaceae. The record is from RefSeq and is a predicted model, not a curated record. The transcript has a single exon.